This is a messenger RNA of Dracunculus medinensis (Guinea worm), 166 nucleotides long. The record is from the annotation of a GenBank genome assembly. NCBI's taxonomy places the organism in Eukaryota, Metazoa, Nematoda, Chromadorea, Rhabditida, Dracunculidae.
GCUCAAGCACCUGUACAACGCCCAACCGUUAAUCCAAAUCUAUGCGCCGAUCUCAAUCCAGAAGCGUGUCCAGCCAUAUUCACGUUGGUGGAGCAAGAUACACUUCCAAACCAACUUGAUCCGUAAAAACCGAUUCUUUGCUUAUUUAAUUUAUUUUAAGCAAUAA